Messenger RNA from Malus domestica (apple), 1119 nucleotides. Its product is annotated as adenylyl-sulfate kinase 3. The record is from RefSeq and is a predicted model, not a curated record. Gene Ontology annotation, biological process: sulfate assimilation. NCBI's taxonomy places the organism in Eukaryota, Viridiplantae, Streptophyta, Magnoliopsida, Rosales, Rosaceae. Gene Ontology annotation, molecular function: ATP binding; adenylylsulfate kinase activity.
GAGGAGGAUGCGUCCAGAUUCAUUCCGAACCCCCAAAGUAGCCAAAAAAAGGCAAAACCCCAAAUGAGAUGCCUUGAAAACAGGGCGCAUGGUUGGCCAUUUCCUCUUCCAUUUAACCCUUCCCUCCCAAACCUCCGACAUCUUAUUCUUCUUUCAGGCAAAUAAUCAAACACCUGUCAGUGCGCUCAGUAGGACAGAACAGAUAAGUAGAUGUCUACUUUGAACAAUUCAACAAAUGUAUUUUGGCAAGAAUGUCAGAUUGGGAAGGUCGAUAGGCAGAAACUACUGAAUCAAAAGGGAUGUGUUGUAUGGAUUACUGGUCUCAGUGGCUCAGGGAAAAGUACACUGGCAUGCGCAUUAAGUAGAGAACUACACUCUAGGGGAAAGUUGUCAUAUGUCCUUGAUGGAGAUAACCUUAGGCAUGGUCUGAACAAGGAUCUUGGUUUCAAAGCCGAAGACCGGGCUGAAAAUAUACGCAGAGUUGGGGAGGUAGCAAAACUCUUUGCAGAUGCGGGAUUGAUUUGUAUUGCUAGCCUCAUAUCUCCUUAUAGGAAAGAACGAGAUGCUUGCCGUGCAAUGUUAUCUGAUGCAAACUUUAUUGAGGUUUUCAUGAACAUGCCCCUAGAAUUAUGUGAGUCAAGAGAUGCAAAAGGCCUUUACAAGCUUGCACGUGCUGGAAAAGUUAAGGGUUUUACUGGAAUAGAUGACCCUUACGAGCCACCAGAGAAAUGCGAGAUAGAAAUAGAACAAAAAAAUGGAGUUUGCCCCAUGCCUGCAGCCAUGGCAGGCCAAGUAGUGUCCUACUUGGAGGUGAAAGGAUUUCUUCAGGUUCAGUGACUUGCGUCUGUUCAACUUACCCGUUGCAUACCUGGCAAUGCGUCGCUUUGGAGUUAAGGAUUUUAUUAAGGUAUGAUUGGUUGGAUCAACCUGGCUGGCACUAAGACGGCCCCGACAAGCUUUUGGUACUGCUUGCUAGGAAUGAGUACAUAUUUUUGGCUAAUAUAUUUUGUUUAUAAGACUAAUAGAUAAUACAGUUUUGAAUUAGCAAAACAUUUAUGUGGCUAAUUCUGAUAAUUAUAAUGGUAUCAAAGUUCCAUUUCCAUGUUGGAGAUUUUCAUA